AUGACGACAAAGGCCCUACACCUCGAGCUCGUUGGUGAUCUCUCCACAGCCACCUUCCUGGGCGCUCUCACUCGGUUCACCGGUCAUCGCGGUCGACCCUCUGAACUCUGGAGCGACAAUGUCACUUGCUUUCGCCACGCUGAUCUGGAGCUGCGCGAGGCGUUACAAAUUGCGGAGAUCGACUGGGACCUCGUCACCGGCUCUCUCGCUUUGCAAGGUAUUGCUUGGCACUUCAUCCCCCCUGGAGCUCCACAUUUUGGCGGACUCUGGGAAGCCGCCGUCAAGUCAGCCAAAGCCCACCUCCGACGCGCAAUGGGCUCCUGUCACCUGACCUAUGAGGAAUUUUUCACCGUACUAAUUGGGAUUGAGAUGGUGCUCAACGGAAGGCCCUUGACACCACUCUCCGGCGACCCAUCCGACCUCGAGGUACUUACACCAGGCCACUUCCUUGCUGGAGCCCCACUCGAUUUCAUCAUCCAGCCCAGGCCUCCCACUGAGAACUUGGACGCUCUCUCGCAUUGGGACCUCGUGAGAGCCAUUUGGGCUUAG
Molecule: messenger RNA, 549 nt
Organism: Copidosoma floridanum
Lineage: Eukaryota; Metazoa; Arthropoda; Insecta; Hymenoptera; Encyrtidae
Source: RefSeq, a predicted model, not a curated record